Molecule: messenger RNA, 688 nt
Organism: Salvelinus sp. IW2-2015
Lineage: Eukaryota; Metazoa; Chordata; Actinopteri; Salmoniformes; Salmonidae
Product: metabotropic glutamate receptor 5-like
Biological process (GO): G protein-coupled glutamate receptor signaling pathway; trans-synaptic signaling by endocannabinoid, modulating synaptic transmission; regulation of synaptic transmission, glutamatergic
Cellular component (GO): postsynaptic density membrane; plasma membrane
Molecular function (GO): G protein-coupled receptor activity involved in regulation of postsynaptic membrane potential; adenylate cyclase inhibiting G protein-coupled glutamate receptor activity
Source: RefSeq, a predicted model, not a curated record
GACACGUCAUCAAGACACGUCAUCAAGACACAUCAUCAAGACACGUCAUCAAGACAUAUUCUUAGUUAACAAACUGACCGAUGAGAUGAUCUGGGUCAUCCUGGCCCUGCCCAUGUGGGCGUGGCGUGGGACUGUUGGCGAUUCCCAGUCUAACGAGCGGCGAGUCGUGGCACACAUCUCUGGUGACAUCAUCAUAGGAGCCCUGUUCUCUGUCCAUCACCAGCCGACAGCGGACAAGGUACACGAACGUAAAUGCGGCUCGGUGCGCGAGCAGUACGGUAUCCAGCGUGUUGAAGCCAUGAUGCACACUCUAGACCGUAUCAACGCUGACCCCCGUAUCCUCCCCAACAUCAGCCUGGGCUGUGAGAUAAGAGACUCCUGCUGGCACUCUGCUGUGGCCCUGGAGCAGAGCAUUGAGUUCAUACGAGACUCCCUGGUGUCCUCCGACGAGGCCGAGGUGGGGGGAGGCAGUGUGUGGGGGGGAGGCGGGGGAGGAGCCGAUGGGAGGGGAGGGCCGAGGUGUGCGGACCCUGCUGCAACCCCCAUGCGGGGGAAGAAGCCCAUCGUCGGGCUGAUAGGACCAGGUUCCAGCUCUGUGGCCAUUCAGGUCCAGAACCUCCUACAGCUCUUCAACAUACCCCAGAUCGCCUACUCUGCUACCAGCAUGGACCUCAGUGACAAUCAGUGA